Molecule: messenger RNA, 510 nt
Organism: Puccinia triticina
Lineage: Eukaryota; Fungi; Basidiomycota; Pucciniomycetes; Pucciniales; Pucciniaceae
Exons: 1
Coding region: 1-510 (169 amino acids)
Source: RefSeq, a predicted model, not a curated record
AUGCAUUACUUUCGAGGGGUUGUUCAAACCUAUAAGCAUUGUAAGGGCAUUCACUGCAAGUUGAUUAGUUUAAUACUAACAAUCAACUUUACUCAGAAGGGUUAUCACGACGAAAGGCGUGGAAGACCUGCCACUCCCUUCAGAAGAGCUUUGUUGAAGGGAUCCGGCGAAUUCGUCAACGGGACAUCCCUUUUUCCCGUCAGGUUGUCGCCAUUGGCGUUUUCAAUCUUUGUCGUCCAACCCGAUUCGGUAUAUUCAAUUCGAGGCGAAAUUUGGGGUAUCGAUGACAAGUUGAACAUCAACAUGGUGUUCAACACUAACAACGCUAGGGUGGUUAUCUGCGAAUCCAGCGAUCAAUUCACUUCAUCUUCUUCGGUUACGGGCGGCGGAACUAUAGAUCAGUCUUCAAAAAUACAAUGCAACGGUUCGACCGAACGCACGUUGACAAAGGCGGUAGUAAGACAUCGUUUGGUGAGCUUUUCACGUGAUUCUACGACAAUCUGGGGUUAA